Fonsecaea erecta is the source of this 1269-nucleotide messenger RNA. RefSeq lists its product as hypothetical. NCBI's taxonomy places the organism in Eukaryota, Fungi, Ascomycota, Eurotiomycetes, Chaetothyriales, Herpotrichiellaceae. The transcript has 2 exons. The record is from RefSeq and is a predicted model, not a curated record. Bases 1 to 1269 code for a protein of 422 amino acids.
AUGUCACGGAACCCACUUCGAACUAAGCUCGUUUUGAUCUCCGGCCACAAACACCGCGCCGAGAGCGCGACCACAGAAACCUCCACUGCAUCAGUCGAAGAAUCCUCGCAAACUGAUCUCGACAAUGAAACACACGAGACGCCGCUGACGGGACAAGACGGUCGUGAGCUGAUAGGAUCAAUCAGCAGAUCAGCACGGCCGGCACGGGCUCGCCUGUCGCGAGAAACCCCGGUACCAGGCUCAGACGACGGCUCGAAAGAUGUCGUGGGGCUGCAAAGUCGAAUAAAGCGCUUGGAGGCGACUGUGCAGCAGUACCAGGAAGAGGAUGAACAAUUUCGAUACCUGUAUGAUGGCAUGGUCAAGGAGAAUGUUGCGCUGGAAGAGCGUUGUGCUGCCCUGACCGUCGAGCGCGACUUCUUCGCAGCAAAAUACAGCGAGCUUCUGUCGGAGCGCUUCAAUGCACAAUUCCCGGGUCUCUGGGUCACUCAAGCCAAAUUGAAGAGUGCUUUCACGGAUAUCUGCCACCAUGUCUCUGCCUGGUGCGAUGAUGCAGCCUACCAAGCGGUCAAGAUGCAAAUUGGGCGUGACCAAGGAGAAAAUCUGGCGGAGCUGCUCGCUCUGUCUCGCGCCUUCAAAGUACCAUUGUCAAGGAAAGGGCUUGCUGCGGUCCUGAUGACUAGGAUACACCGCGAGAUCAUGCUCAACGUGCUUCCAAUUCCGGAUGACUCGGGAUCGAAAAGUCCGAACGAUCUCUGGGCGUCCCAACAAGAUGCCGAGUGGCUUCGUUUUAUAUUGCGGGACCUCGUGGAUCAAGGGAUUCCACCUGACGAGAUACGCCGCUGGAAAUGCUUGACCACCACGGCUCUCGCUCCGCACAGCUUUGAGACCAGUAAGAGGUCAAGACACUUUGCUCGGUCGCUUUGGAGGCAUGUGAUAUCCAUGGUGAAGGGAGACACCAGUGCUCUGGAUUCACAGCUAUGUAAACGGCUCGAAAAUGAAAUUGUCGUCAAAGCCGUCGAGUUCUCAAGACUGAUGCGAAAAUGUCAAAGCUCAGUCCAGGUUCGGUGGCCACUCAAGCUCAAAAGCACAUCAUGUCGGGAAGCCGAGGAUGGCACACUGAUAUGCGAUGUUCUGACAAGCCCAGAGUUGGUGACGAUUUCGUCCGGGGGAUCGACGGCAGGCGCAGAGGAGAGCAUCCUGGUACCGCACACCAUGUUCAGGAUUGAAGGGAUCACUGCGAAUGACAAUCAUGGAGAUGGCAAGACUUGA